Messenger RNA from Cyclospora cayetanensis, 1065 nucleotides. RefSeq names its product aspartate--ammonia ligase. NCBI's taxonomy places the organism in Eukaryota, Apicomplexa, Conoidasida, Eucoccidiorida, Eimeriidae. The transcript has a single exon. Gene Ontology annotation, cellular component: cytoplasm; cytosol. Gene Ontology annotation, molecular function: aspartate-ammonia ligase activity. The record is from RefSeq and is a predicted model, not a curated record. Bases 1 to 1065 code for a protein of 354 amino acids.
AUGUCGGAUCUACCAGACGCCCCAUCCGGGGACUGUAUGAAAGGGCCGCGCUACUGUCCUCUGUUGUCCCUCCGUGAAACUGAGCUGGCUGUACAAGUACUGAAAUACGAGUUUAUGCAAGCUCUUUCCAAAAAGCUAGCCCUAUUACCAGUUGUUGCUCCUAGAUUUGUGGCGGUGGACUCAGGCCUACAGGAUUAUCUCGAUGGAGUUAUGCAACCAGUCACUUUUUUUACCAGGGCAUUUCCCGAGCGUCCUGUGCAAGUUGUGCACAGCUUGGCUAAAUGGAAACGCGAAGCUCUGAACACUUACGGUCUUUCCGCUCGUGAAGGAGUCGUCACAGAUAUGGUUGCCAUCAGAAAAGAUGAAGAACUUGACCCGACCCAUUCCCUGCUUGUUGAUCAAUGGGACUGGGAACAGAAAAUCACUCCUGAAGAUCGCACUGUUGACUAUCUGCACUGCACAGUUCACAAAGUGUAUGACGCCCUCUUGGAGACAGAACGCAUUCUGUGUGAGCGCUUCCCAAAGCUCUCCCCUUUACUCCCCUCCACCAUUACCUGUGUACAUUCGCAGGAUCUGGCAGACCGUUGGCCGGAAUUGCCCCCACCACUCCGUGAGCAGAAGGCGGUGGAGGAGUACGGUGCUAUCUUUGUCAGGGGCAUCGGCUCAAAACUCUCUGAUGGAGUAUCACACGGCGUGCGGUCGUGGGACUACGACGACUUCACCACAGUGGGUGCUGAUGGCAUGAAGGGGCUAAAUGGGGAUAUAGUGGUACUAGACCCUACGAGUGGGAAGGCUCUGGAACUCAGCAGUAUGGGAAUUCGUGUAGAUGCAGAUGCAAUGCGACAGCAGGCAGCAAUCUUAGGAGUCCCCUUCGAGCACAUGGAAUCUCCGUUUCACCAGGGGGUUCUCAACGGGUCCCUGCCGUCUUGUAUUGGUGGAGGCAUUGGGCAAUCAAGAGUCGCAAUGUUGUUUUUGAGGAAAAUCCAUAUUGGAGAGGUGCAGUGCUCGGUUUGGCCCGAAGAAAUGGUCAAUGAGUACAAGGAAAAGGGCUGUACCCUCCUGUAA